Molecule: messenger RNA, 3311 nt
Organism: Puma concolor (puma)
Lineage: Eukaryota; Metazoa; Chordata; Mammalia; Carnivora; Felidae
Source: RefSeq, a predicted model, not a curated record
CGGCCUCCCAAGAGUCAGAGGUGUAGUUCUAAGGGAAAGUGAGAGGGGAGCCGGUGGCGGCUCGUACGGGCGGGGAGGCUGUGCGCUUUCUCUCUUGGUCGGCAGCACGGUGCUUUCCGGCUGCCGUCAAGCGCGGCACUGGGCCGGAGGGCGGGGGCCGAGGGGCUGCCAUGGCGGCGGCGGGCCGGCUGCCGAGCUCCUGGGCACUGCUGGUGCUGCUGCUUGGGGGGCUCGCACUGCUGGGAGUCGGGCCGGUCCCGGUGCGGGCGCUGCACAACGUCACAGCCGAGCUCUUUGGGGCCGAGGCCUGGGGCACCCUGGCGGCCUUCGGAGACCUCAACUCCGACAAGCAGACGGACCUCUUCGUGCUGCGGGAAAGAAAUGAUUUAAUCGUCUUUUUGGCAGACCAGAAUGCACCCUAUUUUAAACCCAAAGUAAAAGUAUCCUUGAAGAAUCACAGUGCAUUGAUAACAAGUGUAGUCCCGGGGGAUUAUGAUGGAGAUUCACAAAUGGAUGUCCUCCUCACGUAUCUUCCCAAAAAUCAUGCCAGCAGUGAACUGGGAGCUGUUAUCUUCUGGGGACAAAAUCAAACAUUAGGUGAAUUUGUUUUAAGAGUUCUUAAUAGGUAAUUUUAUGAAAUAGCUGCUUAAUGUUUUUAAUGUUUUCUUUUCAGCUUCAAUGGUGAUUUAAUUCCUGAUGUAUUUGGUGUUACAAAUGAAUCCAGCCAGCCACAGAUAUUAUUGGGAGGUAACAACACUUACAAUUCUAUUAUUUUCCUUCUAGAUUUGUUCCUCACGACAUUGUCUGCCUCUAGUACCUUCCAGUUUGAGAUAUGGGAAAAUGUGGAUGGAAAUUUCUCUGUCAAUACUGUAUUUGAAAAACCUCAAAAUAUGGUGGUGAUUGGACAGUCAGCAUUUGCAGACUUUGAUGGAGAUGGACACAUGGAUCACUUACUGCCAGGCUGUGAAGAUAAAAACUGCCAGAAAAGCAUCAUUUACUUAGCAAAAUCUGGAACAAAGCAGUGGGUUCCAGUCCUACGGGAGUUCAGCAACAAGGGCACACUCUGGGGCUUUGUGCCAUUUGUGCAUGAACAACGACCAACAGAAAUACCAAUUCCAAUUACCCUUCAUAUUGGAGACUACAACAUGGAUGGCUAUCCAGAUGCUCUUGCCAUACUGAAGAAUACAUCCGGAAGCAAUCAGCAGGCCUUUUUACUGGAGAAUGUUCCAUGUAAUAAUGCAAGCUGUGAAGGGGCACAUCGUAUGUUUAAAGUCUACUGGGAGCUGAUGGACCUAAAUCAAAUCAGAGAUGCCAUGGUUGCCACCUUCUUUGACAUUUAUGAAGAUGGAAUCUUGGACAUUGUAGUACUAAGUAAAGGAUAUACAAAGAAUGAUUUUUCCAUCCAUACACUAAAAAAUAACUUUGAAGCAGAUGCUUAUUUUGUUAAAGUCAUUGUUCUUAGUGGUCUGUGUUCUAAUGACUGUCCUCGUAAGAUAACACCCUUUGGAGUAAAUCAGCCUGGACCUUAUAUCAUGUAUACAACUGUAGAUGCAAAUGGAUAUCUGAAAAAUGGUUCAGCUGGACAACUCAGCCAGUCAGCACAUUUAGCUCUCCAACUACCAUACAAUGUACUUGGUUUAGGUCGAAGUGCAAAUUUUCUUGAUCAUCUUUAUGUUGGCAUUCCCCGUCCAUCUGGAGAGAAGUCUAUACGAAAACAAGAGUGGACUGCAAUCAUUCCAAAUUCCCAGCUAAUUGUCAUUCCAUAUCCUCACAAUGUUCCUCGAAGCUGGAGUGCCAAGCUGUACCUUACACCAAGUAACAUCGUCCUACUUACUGCUAUAGCUCUCAUCGGUGUCUGUGUUUUCAUCUUGGCAAUAAUUGGCAUUUUACAUUGGCAGGAAAAGAAAGCAGAUGAUAGAGAAAAACGACAAGAAGCCCAUCGGUUUCAUUUUGAUGCUAUGUGACUUGCCUUUAAUAUUAUGUAAUGGAACAGCUAUUCACUUGAUUAAUUGAAAUACUAAAUUUGGCUGAUAGAAGAAAAUAGGGGAUUUUGAAUAUUAUUUAUAAAUGAUGUAUCCUUUGGUAAUUAUUGAAAAGUAUUCAAAUAAAUAUGGUCUGAAUGUGUCACAAGGUCUUUUUUUAAAGCACUUUGUAUACAAAGAUUUGGGUUAUUUAAAUGUGCUGUAUGUUUUUGUUCCUUUGUGGAAUGUGUUGCAUGUACUCAGGUGUUUAUGUAUUUAUAAUCUUAUUAGAAUAAUGAUGAUGGAAAAAGACAUGUAUAAAUAAAAAUAAAUGAGCAGGGAUUUUUGUGUUCCACUUGAAUUGGUCUUGCUUUUUCUUCUAACUGCAAAUUAUACUUUUGUGAAUGUAUCACAGAUAAAGUUAUUUCACCUUCGCCACAGUGGGCCAGGAAUCACUCACUGAGGGCACACAGGGUAGUGAUUGGGUACUCUGGCUUUGGAAUUGCAGUCCAACAGGCUUGCCUUAAAUUUCCAGUUUCACCAGUCACAAGGUGAUUGAAUUUGGCUAAUUGCUUAAUCUGUGAGCCUCAGUUUUCUUGUUUACAAAUGGGGCUAAGAAUACUACUUACUUGAGUUUGUAAACAUCAAAUGGGAUGAUGUAUGUGAAGUGCUUAGCUUGGUUCCUAGCACAGAGUUAGUGCUCAAUUAAGUGGUAGUUGUCAUUGUUACUAUUUUUAGAUUUGCUUUUUACAGACUUCUACAACUAAUUAUCAAAAUAUAUAGACUCAAUAGAAUUUUAUUUUCAGGCAUGAAGAAAUCAUAUUCUUUGGAAAGCCUAAAUUCUUAGGGUGGUUGACAUCUUAUAUAACAAUUUAUUACUUGCUCGUAUUAACUACAAAUGAUAGUACCCUCCAAGAAUUAACGUGCACUAAAAAUUUUCUUUUGAACACUGAUCCUAAUCAUGUGAUAAUGAAGAGUAUUUGAUUUCUUGAAAGUAAACUGCUGUAGAUAGCAUCUGAGAAUGCAAAUCUUCAACCACAUUUUUAUUCUCAAAAGCAUUCUCUAAUUUACACUCACACUUCAGUGCAAAUUUUUGUGAACUUCACCUCACCAAAAAGUUACCCUAAGAUUUAAACCUAAGACUGGGAAAAGUUUAUAUGUCAGUGCUAAUGAUUGUCUAAUGUGCAAAUGGACAUAUGAUGCCUAUAAAACACAAAAACUUACCCCCCAAAAUUUAAUUUUGUUCUUUGUGUUAUUUUUUUCUUUACAAUUCACUGGGAAUGGCAUGUGUAUAAGUGGUUUACUUUGUGUAUCUAUGCAUGUUAAUAUGUCUCCUUAAUAAAUACUGUG